Cydia fagiglandana is the source of this 1999-nucleotide messenger RNA. RefSeq lists its product as uncharacterized. The record is from RefSeq and is a predicted model, not a curated record. Lineage: Eukaryota; Metazoa; Arthropoda; Insecta; Lepidoptera; Tortricidae. The transcript is spliced from 4 exons. Bases 104 to 604 code for a protein of 166 amino acids.
UUCAUUAGGGACAUCGAUCUCGGUGCUCCACUCCGGCGCACGCGAGAUAUCAUUUUAUAUUAAUUUAAUAAUUAUUUUAUAUUAAGUUAGUAACUGUGCUACGAUGGAUAAAAAGUUUUGCGUCGUCUUUGUUGCCAUUAUUGCUGUUGCUCAAGGUGUGCAGCAACAAUCCAAUUACGACCUAAGCCGAAACAGGCUCGGCUCGGGGAAUGGCGGCUACGGACAGUACAACCCCGACUACUCACACUACCCGAACACCGGGCCAGGCCUCUACCCCAGCGGGCCCGGGUACCCGGGGCAGUAUCCGGGGAGUGGAUACCCGGGCGGGUACCCGGGUAAGCCGGGGUUGGCUGGGCCGCCGGGCGCGCACCCGGGGUGCCCGCUUUGCGACUCGUCGGUGUAUAGCUACUGUUCGUAUAAGGAGGCCCACGAUGCUUGCUGCUGCGAGAGAGAUACUGGAUUCAGCCUCAACUGCCGCAAAGUGGACUGCAAGUACCUGUACGCGAACUCGUGCCAGGAGUACAACCUGAUCUCCUCGUGCUGCUGCGUGGACGUGAAGAGCGCUGGUGCCGUACCCGUCGUGCCGGUGGCUGUCGUUGGAUAACCAACCUUAUCUUAAAGUACCUACUUUGAUCAGCCUACCCACGAGAACGAAUGAGCCGAAUAAGGGUUUCCGCGAUCGAGUUUUUCACUAGGGGUCAUCCAUUAAUUACAUUAAGUCACACGUUUAGGGGGUGGGAGGGAAGUCAAGAAAAUGUGACAUGUUGUGACAUGGGGGAGGGGGGAGUCACAAACAUUGUGACGUCAUUUUAACUUCUUCACUAUUCGUCAGUAACCGAAAAAUAAUUUAUAUUUUUUAUUCGCUGUACAUUUAAAUAAUGAGGUUUUGGAAGUAAGUAAUUUUCGUUCCUAAUUGGUUUUGUGUUAUAAAAUUACUAAUAUUUCUUUUACCAAAAAUAUUUUUUAUUAAAAAAACAAUGCCGAGUUAGUAUUGCCGAUUUUGUUGAAAAUAAAAUUGCCUAAAAUGUGACGUCACACCAGGUGGGGAGGAGGGGUCAAAAAACCUAGAAAUUCGUGUGACUUAAUUAAUGGAUGAUCCCCUAGAUGACAGCACCGUAGCGAGAUGUCUAGCUGUCAUAAUCCACCAAUCAUGUUUAACCGUGUUUUUUUUAUUGGUGGAUUUUGACAGCAAAUCAAAAAGACCUCUCGUCACGGUGAUGCCAUCUAGUGAAAAUCUCGAUCGCGGAAACCCUCAUGGAGCGAGUUUUUUCUUGAUGGACGAGUGUUUCUCUUAGAAAAAGUACUCGUUAGCGAUGUAAAUUGUCAGCUGUAUACGAGUAUUAACAAAGAAAAUUUAAAAGAGGGAUGUUAUCAAAGUUAAUUUUGUAGUCACAUUAAAUUUACUGCCAUCUUUCGACACAGGAUUAAAAGUUUUAGAACGCUAUUUGACUUUGAACCUUAUUUUUUUAAAUACUAAAUUUUCUUUGGUAUUAUAUGUGCAUCUCAUUUAUUACAUAUAUUCCACUCUGGAUUCUGCACAUACGUUGCUGGCGCGUGAAAAUGGCCGAUUACUAGACUCAGACCAAGCUAACUCUGCGUGGCAAAGUAUGGCAAUGUCAUCAUUAAUGUCAAAAUUCUAUGAAAAUAUGAAGUUUACAAUGACACUCCCUCACUUUGUUCUGUUCAAAAUAAACUAUCUUCUGUACCUAUUUUGUAAUGUAUAGAAAUUAAUACUUGCACCCAAAACAUCGGCAAAAUGUCUUCAUUGGCAAUGACAGCUUUAAAAUGUAAUUCAUUCAAACAACAUGACGAACUUAACUAAUUUUAUAAUUUCAUACUUGACAACCAAAACUCGCUAUAAGUAACAAAUACUAUCAGGACUCGUGUAUCGGACUUAGUGUAGUUAGCGUUAUUUUAUAGGAAACGAUUGUACCGAGUUUUGGCUGUCAACUGAAUGUAAUAUGUAUAAGGUACCUAGCUAAUAAAAUAAAAAACAAAA